UGGCUACAAGAGAUCAUGUGAGGACUUUAGUGUCAUAAAAAUACCAUUAACUACAAAUCAAUUUGUAAGUUUAAAUUUUUAAUACUACUCUUGCGUCGGUCCGUUACGAUGUUAUUCAACGUUCAAUAAUAUUACGUCUUUAUGUAAGCAACGGUCGAAAUGGCGAACAUUUUGGGUUUCUAUAUUGUGGAGAAAUAUUUUCGUAAAAAUCAUUUUUGGCCCACCUCAACUGGAUUUCGAGGACUCGCGCCGUUUACUUUAAUCAUUAUAAACAUACUAUGGGGGAUUUAUUCGCUUAUAAUUGAAAUUACAAAUUUUAAGGCGAAUUUUGUAAAACUGUUAUUUUACGUGGAGUUUAUUUUGCUGGCAUCACUGUGCUUAUGGGGAAAUUUAGAAUUAGUACGCAACAAACGCCAUUUAUUAAAUAUGAUUGAUUUGUUGAGCGAUUUUAAUGAAUUUGGCGUUCCGGAAAGAAUUCAAUUUGUCGAUAAAAUCUUGAAAAUUAUAUUAAAAUCGAUAAACUAUGGAGGAUCAUUUGUAGUACAUCUAGCGAGUUAUCUUGUGAUGUUUCAAGAUGAUUGUGUUAUUGAUCAAAAUUUUAAAAAUUGUUUGGUACAUCAAUUCUACGUUCCACUCAACUUGAACCACUGGGAAGCGACAUUAAUAAUGUUAUUUCAAAUAUAUUCUUUCACCAUUAUGGUGAUUAUUAUGUUAUUUGGAAUAGUUUUGUAUUGGUAUUCGGUUGAAUUACUGGUUAUCCGCAUAAAUAACCUUAACGAGAUGCUUGAUAACAUAACUUUAACCAAAAACAAGAAAAUGAACUAUAAAGUUUUGCGCCCUCUAAUCAUGUAUUAUCAAAAAAUAGUCAGAAUGUUUCGAUUCGCUAGUAGUUACUACGUAAGAUUCCUUGUGCCUAUAAAAGUUUGUUGUUCCCUUGUAUUAACUACAUCUAUUACUGAAUUUGUUAUAACGAAGGACUUAAUAAAUUUAAUCAUUAUAAUAGCAAAUUUUUUGGGAAUAUUAAUAUGCUAUUCAAUUGCAGAACGAUUUACUACAUUGGCUAAUACCGUGUCAAUAGCCAUUUAUAAUUUGAAUUGGUUCGAUGCUGACGUUUCAACACGAAACGAUGUUUUAUUAUUACUUACUACAUGUCAAAAACCACUAGUAAUACAAACUCCUUUAUUUAUGGCAGUAUCACAUGUUGCAGUUGCACAAGGUUUAUAUCUUCUGCAAUUGGAUACUAAAAGUUACAAACUGAAGAUUUUGAAAAAUACUUCCUCCUUUAAUAAACCUCCAUCUAAUACAUGCUUAUUUUCUACAUACUUCCCAUCUAUAACUUCAAGCAAUCAAUAUUAAGCAACACUCAUUUUCAAAAAAUCAUAACAAAU
This is a messenger RNA of Onthophagus taurus, 1388 nucleotides long. NCBI's taxonomy places the organism in Eukaryota, Metazoa, Arthropoda, Insecta, Coleoptera, Scarabaeidae. The record is from RefSeq and is a predicted model, not a curated record.